Molecule: messenger RNA, 5752 nt
Organism: Eleginops maclovinus (Patagonian blennie)
Lineage: Eukaryota; Metazoa; Chordata; Actinopteri; Perciformes; Eleginopidae
Product: protein Wnt-2b-A-like
Exons: 5
Coding region: 424-1563 (379 amino acids)
Biological process (GO): canonical Wnt signaling pathway; neuron differentiation; multicellular organism development
Cellular component (GO): extracellular region
Molecular function (GO): cytokine activity; frizzled binding
Source: RefSeq, a predicted model, not a curated record
GGGAAGGUGCAAGCGAUGUCUGUGACAUCCUCAAAAACGGGUCUUUCAAUCGACUUGUUUCUCAUUUUGAGCGACUUUAACGGAGUUUGCUUCUGUUUUACAGCAUCGGAUUCUGUAUUUAUAAUCUGAAGUUUUGGGGCAUUACAUUCGGUACCCAACGACUCAGGCAAAAACAUGAAUUUAUGACUUUUAGAGACAUCUGAUACGAAGGAUUAUUCUGUUAUUUACAAUUCCCGACGCGAAUGAAGAUUAUGGAUGUAUUGACAGAAAAUAUAUUUGCCAUUAUUAAAUAGUAAUUGCUGGAGUAUAAAACGCGUUUCCUUCUUGUGAAGGUUUUUCAUUUCCCCGAUGAUGGACGGCAAACAAUCUUCAAGGACUUUCACACCUGCUUGUGCAGUUUUUGCCAACACAUGAAGAAGAAACAUGUUUGGUCCGACGAAAUCUCGGAGUUUAUCAGACAGGGCUAUGAGGAUCAGACAUGGGAAAAAAGUCCAACAUCACUCUAAAAUACACUUCAUAUUUAUUUUGCUGCUGCUCAUAUUCACUCCGAGGGUUGAUUCAUCGUGGUGGUACAUCGGAGCGCUGGGUGCUCGUGUGAUCUGUGACAACAUUCCUGGCCUGGUGAACAAGCAGCGGCAGCUCUGCCAACGGCACCCGGACCUGAUGCAGUCCAUCGGAGAGGGAGCCAAAGAGUGGAUCAAAGAGUGCCAGCACCAGUUCAGGAACCACCGCUGGAACUGCACCACACUAGACCGAGACCACACGGUGUUUGGCAGAGUGAUGCUGCGAAGCAGCCGUGAGGCAGCGUUCGUGUACGCAAUCUCUUCGGCCGGAGUGGUCUACGCUAUUACCAGGGCCUGCAGCCAGGGAGAGCUAAAGAUCUGCAACUGCGAUGGCCACAAGCGGGGGCAAGACAGUGACGACAGGGGCAAUUUUGACUGGGGUGGAUGCAGCGACAACAUCAACUACGGUAUCAAAUUUGCCAAGGCUUUCGUAGACGCUCGAGAGAGGAUGGUGAAAGACGCUCGCGCACUGAUGAACCUGCACAACAACCGGUGCGGUCGUAUGGCAGUGAAGCGGUUUAUGAAGCUGGAGUGCAAGUGUCACGGGGUCAGUGGCUCCUGUUCUCUGAGGACCUGCUGGCUCGCCAUGUCUGACUUCAGGCGAACCGGGGACUACCUCCGCAAGAAAUACAACACAGCCAUCGAGGUGACCAUGAACCAGGACGGGACGGGCUUUAUGGUAGCUGACAAAGACUUCAAGGGAAGCACCAAGAAUGAGUUGGUUUACGUCGAGAACUCACCAGAUUACUGUCUCACGGACCGCUCUGCAGGCUCCUUGGGCACCGCAGGCAGAGUGUGCAACAAGUCCUCGAGAGGCACAGACGGCUGUGAGGUCAUGUGCUGUGGGCGGGGCUACGACACCAUGCGAGUCAAACGUGUCACCAAGUGCGAGUGUAAGUUCAAGUGGUGCUGCGCUGUGGAGUGCCAAGACUGCGAGGACUUGGUUGACGUUCACACCUGCAAGCCCCACAAGCGACCCGAUUGGCUGGACAUAACCUAAUGAGUAGGCUUGGCCAAUCACAAGUCACCACUGACUCAAUAACCUGCGCUAAAGACUGCAUUUUAUUAUAGGAUAUAUAAUUGGGAUUUCCUAACUGUAAUAACUCCUGCUUUUGAUCUUCUGACACUCCCUGAAGCAGAGACUUCACAGACCUUGCCGCUAAACUGGAAAUUAGGCCCAGUUACUGAUUGUCUACUGCUUUAAUAGUGUUUCUGAGAAUUUGUUGAGCUUUUUUAAGACAAACUUUGAAUCUUUGAUACAAAAUGGCUGAACAUCAUAUUAUUCUGUUGUAAAUUCACCCUAGUUUAAAGCAGAACAAUGCUCUCUGCUUGUUUUACAAUGUGUAAAAUGUAUGUAAAUUUGACUGAUUAUAACAACAACUAUUUCGCCUGAAGAGAAAAAGAUACAUAACGAAAGACGGGAAAAUGUUUUAAGAUAUUGUAAAAACACUGACUUUGUAUCAUUUAAAUGAUAUUGGAAUGGUACUGCUACAAAUCAUUUAAAAUACAAAAGACAGUUGCUGCUAAUGAGUGCAACAAACUUAUGUAAGUCAGAGGGCUCUGGUGAAAAAGUUCCUGAACGAAUAAGAUCAUACAAUCACACUGUGAACAGAAAGGAGACGCAAACAAGAGACAAGUUAAAGUGGCUGUAUAGUUGCUGCAGAACUGCAUUUAGCACAUUUUGGGGAGAAAAAGGAGUCAUUAAACAGGAAAAAUUAAGCUUCAUAUGGACUGUUUUCACAAAUGGUCGAACACAUUCUGGCUGUUUUGCCUUAAUGUGAACUUUAUUAUUUCUACCUCUGGUUCUUUGUCUCUGUUUCCAUGUUUUGUUCCAGUGCUAAACCCACAGCUUCAAUCAAUUGCCCAGGUGCAGUGUUCAGGCAGAUGUUAAGACAUUACUGCAACACAAAGCCCUAUAUACAGUAGGUCAUAUACUGUAGUGCAGAAGAUGCUCAUUUGAUUAAACCCGAAAUCCAUCCGUUUACCUGAUAAUCAUCAGAGAACAAAUUUGUCUUGAUGACCCAAAGUUGUGAAAUGCACUUCCACACAAACUGCUGUGUAUUGAUUUUGUGACUUGUUAGUCUUCAGUCUCAUGGAUUAAUUAUUUAGAAACUGCCCCUCCUGGAUCUUAUAUAAUGUACCUUAAACAACAUGCAUGCAGCUGGCAUACCUUCAGUCCUCUAUAUCCAAUAGUGUACCUACUUAAAGUUUCUCUUGGUCGUACUUGUUUUGUGCAUCUUCCUUUAAUGCUUUAUCGGAUGCAGUUUCUUUAUUUUGUUUCCGUUUAAACAUAACCUCCUUACAUUCUGUGUUGAUGCUGUCCUAAGUUCAAGACAGCUUUUAAAGAAAUGGAUCACUUAUGGUGACACACAGGUCAUAGAUUUAUAGAUGAUGAACUUAUUCAUGAUGUCAGUUACUUAUGGUGGUAUAGAGCUUGUUUUUAAUUAGCAUCACUGUGAUUACCAUCUUCAACAGACACUUCAGCUGUUUGUGCUGCUAAUAAUGUUAUGCCCUCAAAUUGGAAGGCAUUACAAAGUACAUUUAAAGUUCAAUUAUAUGCUGCUAAAUUUUCAUAGAUCCUUAAUAAAACUGAACGGCAAGAUAUAUACUGUAAAGCUGAAGAUCCUAAUUAUAAAGCAUCCUAUGAAAACACAAGGUUUCUGUUUAUGCUUAAAUCUUUACGAAGUCUUGUUUCAAACCAAUUCAGCUUUUGUCAUCAUCAGUUGGUCUUCAUUGCAGUUGCAAGCAAAGCAUGUGUCUUCUGUCAACCACUUUUGUUGUGACAGAAAACGUUCACAAUGCAAUCUUAUGCAACUGUGCCUUCAGUCCUUUGUGAACACAUUCACUGGCUCAGGCUAGUUUGUGAGAAGUGAAGUAUUUUGUAAAAGCGGGCCAAGAAGUUGCAGAAAGAGCUGAGGAAGCGGCAGACCCUGAAUUGGACUUUUCAACAUCUGGUAACGCAGCCAGACAUCAUGCUAGGCCAUUGGAGACACAACCCUCACAGGGGUUUAUAGAUCUAAAUGAAUCUGACAACAAGCGGUGGAUGCUGAGAGUCAACAGAUUUUUUCAAGUCCACGUAAUGAGGAGGGGAGCCAAAGCUAAGUGCUUUGAACAAGGCCAAAUGACACACUGUGUCAAACGUUCACAAGUCAAAAGUUAAUUGCAAACAAAGGAGUCUGUUAUGAAUGUAAAUGAAGAGCAUGUUGGCUGUGUUUUUCUUGAAGAUUAGAAAGGUGAGAGCUGUUCACAUACAGUGGGGGCCGACCUCAAAAGUUCAUAUUUCUAUUCCCCAGUUCUUCUGACUGAUAGAGCACAGUUUGGAAAUAUCACAUUUGAUUCCUAAAAAAGACAUUGGAAACCCCGGCCUCCACUGAUCCGUUUAUAGAUUUGGAUGUAGAACUGCCUAAAUAAAGUACAAAAAUUCCCCAUCACCAAUCAUUUUGAUAAAUGAUUCAUCAUUAGAGUUAUUUUUAAAUGGCCCUUUCAGUCUCUCAAAUAGAUUUCCUAUUUUGCUGUUUGUAUUCAACUAAAUAAUUUUGGGUUUUAUACUGAAAAGACAUCAGAAACUAGACUUUAACAAAAUAUGAAAAACUUGGAUGGACAUUUUUCAAAGUUGUAUGACAUUUUAAAAGCAAACAAUUGAUUGAUUAAUAAACAUUAAAACAUUUAAAAUUUUGAGUCGUGUAUUCAUGGCGGCAAUGGAUUUAAGAAUUCAGAUGUUUUUUUAAUUACAUUUCACCCAAAAUUAAUAUGUGUAUAUUUUACUGAUCCAAUGAAUGUUUGACGUUCAAUCUCAGCCUGAAUUUUACAUCCAGGUUUUUUUUUUUAAAAUCAACAUUUGGAGCAAUGGUGUCCUAGAUUGUAAUAGUGUCUAGGGAGGUAUUUUCACCUUUGAAAUGCAGGUCCCAAAAUACCUUACUGGCUCUAUAUUAAACCUUGUUGAUCCUCCCUCUGCAACUCCUAUUAGAGGUCUUCCGUUCUCUUACAGCUUACAGGGUCCCUUGUGUUUUAGCCCUGAUUCAGUUAUGGCAGGGAGAGGACAAAGAUAAUUCAACCAACCAUGUUGGUGUUUACCAGUUCAGUCAAGUCAAUGUUUUACCAGAAACGAAAGGGACUGGUUACAAAAAGGGGCAAUAUUGGACAAUUUAAAAUCAGGGGACUUACUAUUAAAAAGAAAUGUCAAGCAAUUACAUAAACUGUACAUACUGAGAGUAGAUUAAUAAUGCUUCACCGGUGUUCAAAAUCUGACAAAAUAUCUGUACUGCUGUGUUCCCCACAAUGUGUGAUCCAGUUGAACUAUGUAAAAAUAACAGGAGAGGCAUUGCAAGCAUUCCUUGCCAUCAUAGUGAUAUCAAAUGGGCAUCUCUAUUUGACAACAUUUCAGAGCUAAAAUUGGCCCAAGGGAGAGACUUACCGUGUGGUCCACACGGAGGUUUCACAUUCAGGGAAACCUGAAGAGAGAAAUGUUGUAAUCCCUCAUUACAAUUCAUAAGGAGUCAAAAAAUAUUCAGAGUUGAGUCAGUCUUAUACUAAACAUUUGAAUAUUCUCCUUGAACUUGUCUGACUGGUCCAAAACACUAUACUGUCUCUAAUCAUAUGAUUAAUAUCUAUGAUGUACAGCAAGAUGGGAAACAUGCUGAUAUGUAUAUAUUGGGAAAUUGUUGGUCUCUAGAUUAUUUAGGGAAAGUGUUGAAAAUCUGUGCAUAGUUUCACUGUUUUUCUUGGAAGAGAGGAUGCCCCUUCUGACCCUAUCAGCAGUAAUUAAGAGCUCCUUGUGGACAGGGAAUAGACCUGUCUAUAGCUGCUAAACGUAUAGUGGAUUUAUUAUCCUCACCAAAGUGACAUCAUUACCAUUUGUAACAUGGAGAAUCCAGCUAUAAAUCUCACAUACAGUAUGUUUCGAUAGCUUAGAAAAUGGAAAAGACUCCCAUAAACUAAGGACUAUACAAUGUAAAUGAUCUUUUUCACAGCAAUACCCAAGACCAUUACAGUCUAGGCAUCAAGUUGACACUUUAGUCCCCAGUGAAAUACAAUAAAUGAGCAUAUUGGGGUUCAGUGUCUGUUUUUCACUUCAGGGUAUCACACAGCUAUUGAAUAGGGAUAUAGGAUAUUAUGAAAAUAUGCGAUAACAUUGUUGAAUGUUGCAGCAAUGAGAUGACUUGCAAUAAUUAAACAGACAUUAAAGUGUA